AUGCUCACUGAAAAGCGACCAGCGUGGUCUUUCCCUGAAAACAAACUCAUGAUACAGGGCUUUGAAUGGCACGUGCCGGCAGACCAGCGCCACUGGCAGCGCCUCCGCAAAGCACUUCCGGACCUCAAAGAGAUCGGUGUCGAUAACAUAUGGAUCCCUCCCGGUUGCAAAGGGAUGGUCCCAUCUGGAAUUGGAUACGACAUUUAUGAUCUGUAUGAUCUUGGAGAAUUCGAUCAAAAGGGCACUCGGGCCACGCGAUGGGGCUCGAAGGGAGAUCUACAAAGCUUGGUGUGUGCUGCACGAGACAUGGACAUCGGAAUCUACUGGGAUACAGUGUUGAACCAGAAGGCUGGAGCGGAUUCAACCGAGCAGUUCACAGUUGUCAAGGUGGAUCACAAAGGUGAUUAUUUCACUGCCUACAAUGAACGAUCGAGAGAGCUUUUGGAUGUUGACAGUCAGUUAGACAGGUGUAUGGAAAUUUCUAAGCCUGAAAUCAUCGCUGGCUGGGUCAGAUUCGACUUCUCGGGACGCGGUGAGAAAUACAGUUCGAUGAAGUACCACUCGCAACAUUUCACAGGUGUGGACUGGGACGAGGCGAACCAGCAGCAUGCAAUAUACAAAAUCGUGGGACACAACAAAGACUGGGCGAAGGAUGUGAGCGAUGAGUACGGCAACUACGACUACCUAAUGUUCGCCGACCUUGAUCAUUCUCAUCCAGAGGUUCGAGCUGAUAUCUUCAGAUGGGGAGAGUGGCUAGGCCAUGAAUUGCCAAUCAGUGGCAUGCGGAUCGAUGCAGCCAAGCAUUUCUCUGCCUCUUUCCAGAAAGAUUUUGUGAAGCAUCUGCGUAAGACGGUUGGCGCUGAUUAUUUCAUAGUUGCAGAGUACUGGAGAGGGGAGGUGUGUCUGCUCUUGAAAUACCUUCAACUAAUGGAUUACGGCGUCUCGUUGUUCGACGUUCCACUCUUGGGGCGUUUUGCGGCUAUCUCGAAGACGGCAGGUGGUGAUUUACGGAAGAUCUUUACAGGCACACUGGUAGAACAGAUGCCAUUGCAUGCUGUGACGUUUGUUGGCAAUCAUGAUACUCAACCUGGCCAGUCAUUAGAGAUCUCUCAGACUAUCAUAGCUCCAUUCUUCAAAUCCCUCGCAUAUGCAUUGAUCCUCCUCCGAAGCCAAGGACAGCCAUGCAUCUUCUAUGGAGAUCUCUACGGUGUCAACGGAGGGCCCGAAUCCCAAUCCGGGCCAUCAUGCAGCGGAAAGAUCCCCAUACUCACUCGUGCCAGAAAAUUAUACGCACACGGUGAACAACGGGACUACUUCAAUCGACGGAACUGCAUUGGAUUUGUACGCUACGGGACUAAUGAGCACCCAUUCGGCCUUGCCUGCAUUCUCAGCAAUGGUGGUUCAGCAUACAAGCGCAUGUUCGUCGGUCACGGACACGCUGGAGAAGAGUGGACAGAUAUUCUUGGCUGGCGGGAUGAUACGGUACUCAUCAAUAGCCGUGGAUACGGUCUGUUCCCAGUCGCAGCUAUGAGUGGUGUCUACAAGUUCCUCUUCGAUAUAGCUGCUGAUCGCUGUCUCGUCAUCAGCAAUGCAGACAUAUACAGUCUCUAA
This is a messenger RNA of Penicillium bovifimosum, 1611 nucleotides long. Its product is annotated as alpha-amylase. The transcript has 6 exons. The record is from RefSeq and is a predicted model, not a curated record. Gene Ontology annotation, biological process: carbohydrate metabolic process. Bases 1 to 1611 code for a protein of 536 amino acids. Gene Ontology annotation, molecular function: hydrolase activity, hydrolyzing O-glycosyl compounds; calcium ion binding. Lineage: Eukaryota; Fungi; Ascomycota; Eurotiomycetes; Eurotiales; Aspergillaceae.